AUGACAGAUAUCUCAGAGAACACUCCUCUUCUACGCUCAGCAGACCCAGACCCCAUCGGCGAGCAUGAAUCCCACGAUCCGUCCACCUCAAACCCAGAGGAUCAUUCCUUACGGUUUGUAACGACAUUGACAUGGGUAUCGCUCGCCCUGUCGGUGUUGGUCGUUACGUUCGACCUCACCGUGAUCAUCCUAGACGAGAACAACCAUAACGAAGGCUAUUACAUGCCGUGGGAUCUGCGCGAAGUCAUCAAGGUCAUGGGUGUCGUGGGCUUGUCCAGCGCCUUAUUCUCAUUCCUGAAUCUGAUCCGUAUAUAUCUAAGCCACAGACCCCUCUGGCUCUGGCUGAAUCUAGUCGCCGAUUUUCUAAUCGCCUUCUUCGCCAUUCUGAGCGCCGGACCGGGUAUUGUCCAAGACUGGUCUUAUACGUGCUCACCUGACAGCUACGAGUGUCAACUUGCGCAGCCGACUAGGCUCUGCACAUUUCUUACUUUGGGGUUCGCGUUCGUGCUAGGUAUCAACCACUUGGUCCUGUUCUUUCUCCGUUGUGCCUUGGUGUUUCAGUCUAGAUUCUGGCGGGGUUUGCAGAAUUGGAGGCUUCCGGGUGGACAGUUGACUGUCGAGUUUACGAUCAAGUUUCUGCGACAGGAGGGUCAAGGGACUGAGGGGGAGCAAAGCUAG
Molecule: messenger RNA, 678 nt
Organism: Aspergillus melleus
Lineage: Eukaryota; Fungi; Ascomycota; Eurotiomycetes; Eurotiales; Aspergillaceae
Exons: 3
Coding region: 1-678 (225 amino acids)
Source: RefSeq, a predicted model, not a curated record